UUCCACUGAGGGAAAAUCCAAGCUCCUGAUUCUGCUGUUACCGGGCCAGUAAAAGUGAUUCAGAUUGCAUGUAACAGUCUUCAGUGAACGACUCAUUUUUUCCGACGGCUGCAGGCACCAGAGGAGCGCCGCUACGCACAAACAGAGACUGCUCUGUGCUCUCUCUGUAAGCCAGUUUGGAGAUGCUCCAGGGGACAGUUAGCAGGGCUUGGCUCUUCCUGUCCUUCUGUCUCCUGUUGGGGAUCUGUUCUCCAGCAGAGGAUGGAGGACCAGCAAGUCCUCCUCCUAGUUUCCCCCCUGAGCAAGGGUCAGGGGAGUCGGAUUUCGAGGACUGGGAGUGGGGCUCUGGAUCGUCUCUUCUGCACCUGCUCCACAGCUUCCCUGCUGACAGCCCCUUCACAACAGAGUCUUCAGAAAAGCCAGUCAACUGCACGCAGCGCUUCUGGCUCCCUCCAUCAUCUCCAAUCUGCUGGGAAAACAUAGCAGGACCCAAAGAGUUUGCCAGGUCUCGUCUGCUUGUUUUGCAGAACAGGGCCGCCCUGCAGGCGGUGUCCACCUCCAGCGGGGUGGAGGAGGGAGGGCUGUCCUACGACCACCAAGCUAGAGAGGAGGUCCAGGGAAUCCGAUCAGACCACCAGAAAGUGACCGAAACUAUACAAAGCGUGGAGACCGUGUUUGUCUCUCUGGCAGAGAAGAGGAAAGAGGGCAAGGAGCGGGGUGUCUUUACAAGCAUGAAGGAGCAUCUCGCAAAUACGAGGGAUGCUCUCGAAGGCAGAGACCACAUGGCUAACCACCUGGAGGAGAAGUUUUCCACUUUGGAGGCGACGCUUCUCAAUGUACAGCUUCGACUUAGAAAACUCAUCCAUCACUGACGAUGCUGGAAACCCCUUAUUUGAACUGUAUUUAUAUGAUAUGAAUGUCUCAUAACGAUGUAGUCCAUGCAUGCAUGCUCAGGAUGAGUGUGGUUUGUAAUGAGAACAAAACACACUUGAUUUGCACCUUAUUAUGUCACCAGCUCGCCUGCCAAAAUAAAACGUGUAACCAAGAAUCAGCAGAAAUGAAUAAAUGUCACAUUUUCUUGGAGUUCUGAUGAACAGAGUUGUAAAGUCUAGUUUUACAGUCAACGUUUGACAUAACAGAACAAAAUGAACAUUGUAGCAUUUCUUAAAAUAAACACAUU
Pundamilia nyererei is the source of this 1180-nucleotide messenger RNA. RefSeq lists its product as uncharacterized. The record is from RefSeq and is a predicted model, not a curated record. Bases 183 to 872 code for a protein of 229 amino acids. Lineage: Eukaryota; Metazoa; Chordata; Actinopteri; Cichliformes; Cichlidae. The transcript has 3 exons.